AUGUCUUCGGAAUGUCUGAACGUGGUGGUUGUAGGCGCGGCGUCUGCUGGAAUCAAUGUAGCCACUAAGCUGGCCAAGAGUCUGCCUGCAACACACCGCGUUGUAUUGGUCGAAGCGAACCCGGUCGCGUACUGGAGCAUCGGAGCGUUGAGAGCGGCAGUUCAGCCCGGAUUCGAAAGCAAGAUCGUCCACGACCUCACCAGCCAAAGCGUGUUCGGUUCGGACGAUAGACAUGUCGUACUCGCGGGUACGCGCGUCGUGGACUUGCAGGCGGAUCACGUUGUUGUCGACAAAGACGUUUCCGCUGUACUCUCUGGAUCAAGCACCGAUGGCGGGAGAACAAGGAUCGCCGUGGACCGUGUAGUGUUAGCGAUCGGAUCGGACUAUGGCUUCCCGGCACGCAUCUCGCCUUCUGCUCGAACUAAACAAGAUGUCCUCGAUCAAUUCAUCCGUAUGCAGAACGACAUUGCCGCCGCUUCGUCGAUCUUGAUCGUUGGAGGUGGACCAACGGGCGUAGAGUUCGCAGGCGAGUUGCUCCAAGUUCACCCAGGGAAAAAAGUGACCCUGAUCACGCGCGGACCGGGACUGGUCACCAACGGAAAUGACAACUAUGCCGGUCUGAGUUCAAAGCUGCUCUCACAGCUCAAGACGAAAGGAGUCAAGGUGAUUCUCAACGAUUCCAUCGCGCUGGACCAAGAGCAAACUGGACCACUCGAGAGCAUGCGCACAUUUCAAACCGAGAAGGCAGAGCAAGUGAGCGCGGACUACAUCAUGAUCGGCUCGGGUGGCAAACCGCACACUCGAUGGAUCACCGACAUUGACGCCGAAAUCCUCGACGCCAACGGUCGAAUCCAAACUUCUGCGCACUUUUCCGUCCUCGGCUCGCACCGCUGGGCCAAGUACUACGCUAUCGGAGAUGCUGCCGCCACUCCCGGUCCCAAAGUCGCAUACCUGGCCGCCCAACAUGCCCCUUUGCUAGCACACAACAUGGUAUGCGACAUCACACGCCAAACGGACAGCUUGAAGCAAGUCAGCGCUCCAUCGGCCGAUAUCAUUGCAGUCCCCUUGGGUACGACCGGCGGAGCGGCUUAUUUCAUCUUUUUCUCGCUUGGUGCGUGGCUGACGAGCUUGAUCAAAGGAAAGACUCUGUUCUUGGCCACCUUCGAGGCGUGGUUCAAGGCUUGA
Mycosarcoma maydis (corn smut) is the source of this 1185-nucleotide messenger RNA. RefSeq lists its product as uncharacterized. Gene Ontology annotation, cellular component: cytoplasm. The record is from RefSeq and is a predicted model, not a curated record. The transcript has a single exon. NCBI's taxonomy places the organism in Eukaryota, Fungi, Basidiomycota, Ustilaginomycetes, Ustilaginales. Bases 1 to 1185 code for a protein of 394 amino acids. Gene Ontology annotation, molecular function: electron-transferring-flavoprotein dehydrogenase activity; flavin adenine dinucleotide binding.